AUGCUUAGAUUGCCAUCAUAUGUAAAGGACACCACAGAUUUCAUCAACAAAUUACGUAAUAUUAAACUACAAAGCAAAAACACAUAUUUGGUAACACUAGAUGUCUCUUCACUUUAUACUAAUAUACCACAUACGGAUGGAACUGAUGCGUGUUUGUAUUAUUUAAGACAAGGAAAUAAUAACAGCAGACUUUCGUCAGAUGAAAUUGUUAAACUUUUGAAACUUAUUCUUGAAAAUAACUACUUCAAGUUCGGGGAUGACUAUUUUCUUCAGAAAAUGGGUACCGCUAUGGGAAGCCCAGUCGCCCCCGCGUACGCAGCACUUUUUAUGGGGAAAUUCGAAGAGGAGUUUUUGAAAGAUAGUCAGCUUAAACCGUCAUUGUGGCUUCGUUUUCUAGACGAUAUUUUUAUGCUUUGGGAUCAUUCUCUUGAAGAACUUAACACAUUUAUUGACAAAAUCAACAAUGUUCACCCAAGCAUUAAAUUCACCCACACCAUAUCUCAACAAUCUGUUUCGUUUCUUGAUGUUCAAGUAUCAAAAGGAAAAUCGUACGAACUUCAAACUAAUGUUUAUGUAAAGGAAACUAACAACCACCAAUAUCUUGAUUAUACAUCCUGUCAUCCAAAACGGUGUAAAGACGGAAUACCCCACAGUCAGGCUAAGCGUUACAGGAGAAUUAUAUCCGACGACGACGUGUUCUCUACUUCACUGAGCAAACUACGAGAAUUCUUCAUAAGUAGAAAUUUCCCUGAGACGGUUAUAGAUUCAGCGUUUCUUCACGUGUCACAGAUGUCACAAGAGGAUGCCUUACGGCCACAAGAUAAAGAAAAGAAAAACGUUCUUCCAUUUAUUGUGACAUAUAAUCCGUCCUUACCUAAUAUUGGAAAUACUAUUCAUAAAUAUUGGGACCUACUAAAUCUGUCAAAAAACGAAGGUGUUAAAAAUAUUCACAAUAACUACACACCCAUAAUUGCCUAUAAACGUCCAAGAAACUUACAAGACUUUUUAGUUAGAUCUAGAUUUGAUACUGACAGUGACUUUACAUCACAUUCUGGAGGUUGUUGUAGAAAACGCUGUUCUCAUUGUGUUCGUAUUAAUAGUGACUUAAGACAAUUAGUCUUUGGCAUUACUCACAUCAUGCAUGACAAUGUUCUAGCAUCUAAAGUCUAG
Molecule: messenger RNA, 1170 nt
Organism: Ruditapes philippinarum (Manila clam)
Lineage: Eukaryota; Metazoa; Mollusca; Bivalvia; Venerida; Veneridae
Exons: 2
Coding region: 1-1170 (389 amino acids)
Source: RefSeq, a predicted model, not a curated record